Epinephelus fuscoguttatus (brown-marbled grouper) is the source of this 1070-nucleotide messenger RNA. It is a transcript of the gene rnf151, whose product is annotated as ring finger protein 151. The coding region runs from base 155 to 895 and encodes 246 amino acids. The record is from RefSeq and is a predicted model, not a curated record. Lineage: Eukaryota; Metazoa; Chordata; Actinopteri; Perciformes; Serranidae. Gene Ontology annotation, cellular component: plasma membrane signaling receptor complex. Gene Ontology annotation, biological process: positive regulation of JNK cascade; regulation of canonical NF-kappaB signal transduction. The transcript has 4 exons. Gene Ontology annotation, molecular function: zinc ion binding.
CACAGACACACAGGCAAACGGUCCCUCCUUCAUGUUUUGUCAGGAAUGUUCAUGUGUGUGUUGUAUUGAUAACGCGGGUGUGUGACUUGUGAGUGGACCGAUAUGGAGUAAACCAGCGCCGGGAAUGGAAACACGGUGAGGAGAGGAGAUUGUCAUGGCGGACCCAGAGGUGUCAACACAGAGCGGGGGCUAUGACGUGGAGCUGUUUGUGGACACUCCAGACUACGAUCUGAUCUGCACCAUAUGCCAGGGGGUCCUCAGGUGUCCAGUAAGAGCCGCAUGCCACCACAUCUUCUGUAAGAAAUGCAUCUUACAGUGGCUGAAGAGGCAGGAGACCUGUCCUUGCUGCAGGAAGCCUGUUAACCCGAGCUUGAUCUUUGUCAUGUUCAAGCUGAGCAAAUCUAUUGGACGCAUGAAGAUCAAGUGCAAGAAUGAGAUCCGUGGUUGUGCAGAGACCUUCUCCCUCUCGGAGCAGUACUGCCACAGCAUGAGCUGCCUCUACGAGCUCAUCCCCUGUCCAUACCAGGGCUGCCGGGCGCAGCUCCUCCGCAGGGACCUGGACACCCACGCACGCCACUGCGAACACUGGCGUCAGCCAUGCCACAUGGGCUGCGGGACGAUCCUCUCCCACCGCACCCAGGCUCAACACAACUGCUACAAGCAGCUGAGGCAGGAGUACGAAGUCAGACAGAGGAACCACAGGGCCAUCGCCACCGCCCUGCAGAGGAAGAUGAGGAGGAUGCAGAGCACCAUGGCCCACAUGAAGAGGCAGAUAGGGCUGAUCUGCGAGAGCCUGGAGGUGAUGGACGACCUGCACGAGGUAGAGGAGGAGGACCUCGGAGAGAGCAGUGGCAGCUCUGGGGGGACUCCAAGUAGCAACAACAGCAACUGCUGAGGGACGAGUUAGUUAGUACUGCUGCUGGUUGGCUACUGCUGUGUAUAAUAUCUGCAUGUGUUCAUCACUUUGAAGGUGUGUGUUUUUAGAAUAUGGUACAUGAUUAAAAAGAGUGAAAUUGUAACAAUUUUUGUGCUGUAUUUUCAUCUAUUUUGUAAAUAAAUUAUUUAACAUC